Messenger RNA from Heteronotia binoei (common prickly gecko), 935 nucleotides. RefSeq names its product protein phosphatase 1 regulatory inhibitor subunit 1C (gene PPP1R1C). Gene Ontology annotation, biological process: intracellular signal transduction. The transcript has 5 exons. The record is from RefSeq and is a predicted model, not a curated record. Gene Ontology annotation, cellular component: cytoplasm. Gene Ontology annotation, molecular function: protein phosphatase inhibitor activity. Lineage: Eukaryota; Metazoa; Chordata; Lepidosauria; Squamata; Gekkonidae. The coding region runs from base 237 to 566 and encodes 109 amino acids.
UAAAGGACCAAAGGAAGAAUAGUCGUGGUUCCAGCCAGAGGCUUUGCUGUGGAAUAAGAGUUUCUCAAUCCAGAGCAGCUUUGCUCACUAACUCGGGAAUUACAGCUGUUAUUAAGGAGCGCUUGGAGUGGCUUUGGGGAGUGCGCCAGGGGAUAACCGCAGGAACGACACUCUCUCUCGUGCGCUGUCUCAUUUUUCAGCCGUUCUGGGGGGUCUGUUCUCUUCUGAUCACUGCCAUGGAGCCGAACAGCCCUAAAAAGAUACAGUUCGCCGUGCCGUUAUUUCAAAGUCAAAUAGAUCCUGAAGCUGCUGAGCAGAUCAGGAAAAGAAGGCCUACACCAGCUUCACUAGUCAUUAUGACUGAUUCGCCUCCUGAAAUAGAUGACAAGAGAAUGAACAACAACUCCCAAGAAGAAUCACAGAAUGCCUCCCCAAAACAAAGGAAGCAGAGCGUCUACACCCCUCCAGCCAUGAAAGGGGUUAAGCACCUGAGAAACCAGACUGACUCUGCAUUCCCAGAGGAAGACGAAGGGGUCAACGAAAGAGACGAAGAGUGGAGCCCGUAACCGGCUCCGAGGGUCUGUAGGAGAACCUUUCUUGUUAAUAACUGAACUGCUAAACUUUCUGUACUUACAAUGGAACUCCGAUGCUUUGUGUUCCUGACCCAAAGCAGUCUUCAUCUCAGUACCCAACAGCAGGAAAUAUUUUGUGGUAGAAUCGACAGAGGUUUGCUGAAUUGGCCUGUGAAACCUUAUAACUGGGGGUGGGGGGAGAUUACCCUUUCUUUUACAGUCAUUUUCCUUCUUCUUUUAAAUGACUUCGGAUAUGCCCUUUGCAAACAUGUUAAGUCUUCUCUCUUUAGAGCUGCCCCACCUUAAAUUCGGAAUGCAGUCUAAAAUUUAUUGUAAAUAGCUCACAUUUGAAUGCUGAGAAAU